Messenger RNA from Cydia fagiglandana, 2702 nucleotides. RefSeq lists its product as uncharacterized. NCBI's taxonomy places the organism in Eukaryota, Metazoa, Arthropoda, Insecta, Lepidoptera, Tortricidae. Bases 369 to 1895 code for a protein of 508 amino acids. The transcript is spliced from 11 exons. The record is from RefSeq and is a predicted model, not a curated record.
CGGUCUUGGGGUGGUAAAGACGGUUACAACUUACUUGCUUGAGAAAGUUUGUAGUGUCGAUGUCGUUUAGCGCGUGUAAUGGAAUUAGCUAUAGAGUUUUCAAUGCAAAAUUGUGUCUACUGGUAGUGGAAAAAAUUACAGUGCAAGUGGUGUAUAUUGUAUACUGACAAAUAGCGAAUUGGACUUACCUAACUCAUUAAUAAUUACUACCUACUUCAUUUCCGAAACAAAGUUACCUAACUUAAUCAAUUAUUUAAAAUAUCGCAUUUUUAAAGUACAGUCAUAUUAACAUAAUUCAAAUAUAAAUAGGAUUCUCGUUAACAAAAAGAAGUGCUCCUUAUCCCAGUACUGUUCCCCUCAAAGUCCCGAUGGCAAUGGAAACCCGUGAUAUGUCCCGUUCUCUGGACAACGUGCAUUGGUGGGAGCCAGAGCACUGGAAGACGAAAAAGCUUCGGAGCACGUCCUCUUUAUCUUUGGAAGGAGCAGACCCAGCGGACAUUAGGAAUGGCUGGCUGACUUUACCGGAUCCUAAGGCGCGUUUCCAACAAAAGCAGAUGCAGGAGCGAGAGCUGAAGAUAGCGUCACUGUACGAAGCGCAGCAGGCGCGAGCACUAACACGCGUGCGGCACUCGCCCAGCGAUAGUCUCGUGCGGCGAUCACCGAGCGAGAGUCUGUCCAGCCCACCACAGCCACUCCAUCAACUAAUGAUCUUCCAGGUCCGUCAAAUGUUCGAGGAGCGACGAACCAAAGGCAUCGACAAGAGCUACCCCCUCCAACCAAUUCAGAACACCGAGCGCUCGCGCAAACCCCUGCCCAACGGGUUUGCCAAAGUGUCCAGUACCAGGGUUCAGAACGUCCAGAACGGGACGGAGCACAGGCAGAAUGGCACGAGGACAACCAAUCGGGUGACAGAGAAGAAGAAUAUGGCGCAUACGAGCAUCAGCUCGCAGAGUAUGAAGAAACAUCACGUAAAAACUGAAGAGAUUGUAAACAGAUCAGGGGACCUCAACCACAACCACCAGCCAGACCUUAAUGCUGUGAAGGAGGCUCUGAUAAGCAACGGACUGGUACACGAAGUGGAUGAAUUAGACGGGGGCGGCAACAUGUUGGAGGACGAGACGUUCCCCGAGGCGCUGGCGCCGGUCACUCCGCGUGACGAGCCGCCCGCCCGGCCUCCUAGGAGGAGCCCGACGACAAAAACAACCCCGUCCACCACCGCCACCAAACCAAAACCGGCUGCCGCGCCCGCCGCUCCCCCCAGGAGAACCCCCAGUGGAAAUGCAUCGGAGAGCAAGACCCAGGGCUCUAUGGCAAGCAGAGGUCCAAAAACUGUAGGCAGUAGUGCGAUAAGAAGUACACCGGGGAGUUCAUCGCAAGUAAAACGCGUGUCAGCGGCGUCGUCGUCCACGGCGGGCGCAGGCGUGCCGUGCAGCGUGUGCGGGCGGCGCUUCGCCGAGGACCGCCUCGCCAAGCACGAAGGCAUCUGCCGCAAGGCGCAGACCAAGAAGAGGAAACCUUUUGACGCCCUGAAGCAUAGACUCGCGGGCACGGAAGCGGAGCCGUUCAUAAGCAAGCUGCGCAAGGGCAACACUGCGAGCAACGCAGCGCCCGCCAAGGCAAAGCCCUUGAACAGCAGCUGGAGGCAGAAGCAUGAGGAGUUCAUCCAGGCCAUCCGAGCUGCGAAGCAGGUGCAGCAGCAUCUAGCUGCUGGAGGUAAACUAAGCGAUCUCCCGCCACCCCCGCCUUCAGAGAACCCCGACUACGUGCAGUGCCCGCACUGCAACCGGCGCUUCAACCAGGCGGCGGCCGAACGCCACAUCCCCAAGUGCGCCUCCUUCCAGUUCAACAAGCCUAAGCCCGGCCAGGCGAAGCCGAGCAACUCCAGACGGCGGUAACACAGCCGGGGAACUUAGGCUGACUAUGGAACUUAUGGACGGUUAUUUCAAACCGCGUGAUUAUAAACUAUAGUAAACCUUCUAACUUUGGAUAAUCGGGUCCAAAACAGGACCUUAACAAGUUUAGCCGAUAACACGCCUGGAUUACUACUUGACUUUUAAAAUACAAACGUUACUGACGGACACUACUUUAGAGAUUUUUUGUCGCAAAAUUCUAACAAAGAAUUAACAACAAAUAAUUGAUUUGUAUUUUUAGCUUGCCCUAAAGGACAUUCGAUCUCAAGCACAAUGUCACCUAUUCCAGAAAAAUAACAAUGAAUUAACGAAUUGUAUUUUUCUUUUGCAAUAUUUAGCGUAUACUCCAGUAUUGGAUUAAAACCUGUUUUCUUCACUUUUAUUAUUAAUUCUGAAGUUUCAGGACAAAUGUGUUAAGAACACUUUAGGUACCUACGACACAAAGGAGAUACCUUUUUAACAUACAAUAUAACAUGUCUUUAUAAAACCGGGCAUGAAAACUUAAAAUAUUAGAGAUCAAUUUAGAUAUUUAAAAUUCCUAAUUAUUAUUAAAUUUUGCCAUACGAAUAUUGGUACCUAAUAUUUAAGAGGAAUUUUGAAAAUCUCGACGAUUAUUUUUAGCCAUUAGUGAGAUUUUUAUAAUGUUUUUUGGCCUUGAUACAGUCGUGAUGUGAUGUGACCAAAUGUAAUUGUUUCAAAAUGUGUUACAUAUUAUGUUGUGCAGACUGUACAUGAAAAUUAUGCUUUUAUGUUAACAUACUGUUAUAGACCUAUUAAAAUAUACUUUAUUAA